Molecule: messenger RNA, 1944 nt
Organism: Aureobasidium namibiae CBS 147.97
Lineage: Eukaryota; Fungi; Ascomycota; Dothideomycetes; Dothideales; Saccotheciaceae
Product: DNA polymerase alpha 70 kDa subunit
Exons: 3
Coding region: 1-1944 (647 amino acids)
Biological process (GO): DNA replication initiation; DNA replication
Cellular component (GO): alpha DNA polymerase:primase complex
Molecular function (GO): DNA binding
Source: RefSeq, a predicted model, not a curated record
AUGGAGGACCAGACAGCAGAAAUCAAUGAGCUCUUCGCAGCACCAAACACAAAACUCGAAGGCGAUGUACUGGGCGAACUCAAGUCGACGUUGCGAAUUCACUCGCUCAGCCCUCAAGAGAUGUUCUUCAAAUGGGAAGCCUACAGCUUGAAGAUGGGCCCGGAUACCCAGAUGAACUACAAGACGGCCCGAGAAUUCAAGAAAGACCUUCAGGACGCGCUGGAAAGAGAGUCGAGGGGCAAGGCACACAUGCAAAGCGCCAACAAGAGAAGCACCAAUGGCACUCCGAGGAAUGCCAAUACUGGUGAUGUGUUCGGCGUUCUGGAUGGACUGGUCUCAGGCACACCAUCUCGAGGACCACCCAUGAAGCGAAGGAACGACUUCGGCACUCCCUCAGCGAAAGCAACCAAGCUCAACAACACGGCUUCGCCAGCAGGUGACAAGACUCCAACCCUAGGUGCAACAGCAGCUGAACCAUCUCAACUAGGAGCUAUUCCUUUCGCCGAACGUCAAAAUGCUGGUCAGAUUGUCGAACAACUCAACGGCCACAUCGCGAUGCCUCCCACUCCUUCAACAGCACCUGCCGAGGCUCGCGUUAAGCUAAAAGCCAACACCGACAUGGCCAAGUUCGGCUAUCGACCUAUGGCCAUGAAGCUUUCAGAAGCCUCCGAAUUUCUCGACGAGCGCAUCGACGAGUUUGUCGAAGUCGUACAGAAACAACACCAACUAGAAUACUCGGCAUUCGGCAACCCCGCUGCCAUGAGUCCGACACAGAUCGUAGCUGUGGGACGCAUUGCUUCGGACACGAGCGAGGGGAGGAUGAACGCUGCUUCAAUGGUCUUGGAAACCAGUCGUCGCAUGGGCGCUGGCUUGCGUGUACCCCUACGUAUGGAGAAGGGCGGCUACGACUUUUUUCCCGGCAAGAUCGUUGCUCUUCGAGGCAACAACCCAUCAGGAGAAUACUUCAGUGUCACCGAGGUUUUGCCUGUAUCCUCGCUACAACCACCUGCCACAGCUCCUACUAACAUCGACGUACACAACGAACGCCUGCAAAGCGAUGACGGUACAGAGACGCGGCCUCUAAACAUCAUCAUAGGAGCCGGUCCUUACACAACAGACAGCGACUUGUCCUUCGACAGCUUACACGAACUCUGCUCGCAAGCUGCAGAGACCAAGGCCGAUCUCCUGAUUCUCAGCGGUCCUUUCAUCGACAUCGAACACCCCAAGGUUGCCAGUGGUGACUUCUCUCUCCCCGCCGACACCAAGAUCGAUCCUUCUUCUGCCACACUGACUGACGUUUUCCGCGCUCUCGUCUCUCAACCACUCAAUCGCCUCGCUCAAACUUUGCCCAGCAUUACAAUCAUCCUAGUACCAUCAGUCCGCGACGCUGUGUCGAAACAUAUCAGUUGGCCACAAGACCGUCUUGCCCGCAAAGAGCUCGGCCUGCCCAAACAAGCAACCUGCGUCACGAACCCCAUGACAGUAUCUUGCAACGACUUCAUGACAGCAAUCAGCAGUCAAGACAUACUCUUCGAAAUGCAAAGACAACGCGUCGUGAGCGGCCUCAACAGUGACGCCCUAGCAUCUCUAGCCCGCAACGUCCUUACCCAACGCCAUUACUUCCCAGUCUUUCCCCCUCUUCCCAGAGAUGAGAAGGCUUUGACCGUGGGUGCUAGUUUGGAUGUCGCGUAUAUGAAGCUUGGAGAGAUAUUGACGGUCAGCCCGGAUCUGUUGGUGUUGCCCAGUGUGUUGACGCCGUUUGUCAAGGUUGUGGAUGGAGUGCUUGUGGUUAACCCUGGGCAGGCGAGCAAGAAGAGAGCGGCGGGUACUUAUGCGAGAUUGAUCGUGGGGCCUAGGGAGUUGACUGAGGAUGAGAGGGAGAGGGACGAGGAUGUUGAUCAUCAGUUGUUUAAUAGGGCGAGAUGCGAUAUUGUCAGGAUAUAG